UUGCUGCAGAAAGACAGUGAUGCUGUCAAAGAGGCACUUGCUCAGCUGAGGGAAGUUGGUUGGGCAAACAAAUGGAGUUCUCAACCAUAUGUAUCACGUCGUAUGACCUCUCUUCGGGAGCUGACAACUCUUGGAAUUAAAAACGCGGAGAACCUUGCAAUCCCAAGUGUUAGAAAUGAUGCAUCUUUUCUCUUUACGGUGGUAGGGACAACAGGCUUUUUCGGUGUUCUUGCCGGGCAGCUUCCUCGGGUACAAUGGUUCCGGGAGUCAAGACAGGCCGACGGAAGAGAGCAACAAGUGGCAACAUACUAUCAACAUCUGAAGCAUGUCCACAGGAGGGUGGCACCCCGAUGAUGUUCUCUGAUGAGACGCAACCACCAGAUGAUACACAAACUGUGGUGGAGGAGACGCAGCCAGGUGGAGUGGGGCAAACGAGGUCAACUCGUGUUCGAGGACCUACAUUAGGCAAAGGCGUGCAGAAAAAAAUUGCUAGGAAAAAGGGGGAGAAAUUACAUGUCUACGUCAAUCGGGUGUUGAACGCAAUCACGGGAGGGAAUGCAACCCCAGCGACGAAUGAGUUGGGCCUUCAAAUUAGACGAUUGUGCCCUCUUCAGAGCGUGAAGUCAUGGAUAAAAAUUGAUCAAAGUACCAAAGAUGCGGUCAUCCAAGCGGUGCUAGACAAGUUUGUUAUCGGCGAUGAUUUUGAUAACGAUGAACAAGCUCAACAGAUCCUCGAUAGGAAGGCAUAUUUGCUAUACAAGGAUUGGAGGUACAAUCUAAAGCAAGAGUUCCUCGAACUUGAGGAAAAGGGUGUUGAUGACCCCUAUAGUCGUCCGCCUAGUGGAGUGAGCUUGGAGGACUGGAAAUAUUUGAUUGAUGUUGCUUGGAAAGACGAAUCUCACCUGAAACGGUCUACGGCUGGUAAAGCAAAUAGGGGUAUGCUCCCCUAUAAUCAUACAAGUGGAUCGCGAUCAUUUCCUAUAGCAAUGGCAAGAGACUGA
Messenger RNA from Camellia sinensis, 1001 nucleotides. NCBI's taxonomy places the organism in Eukaryota, Viridiplantae, Streptophyta, Magnoliopsida, Ericales, Theaceae. The record is from RefSeq and is a predicted model, not a curated record.